GGCAGCAUAAUAUAUUUGCUUAACUUUGCUCUACAGGAUGCAUUUAUUUGAAUCUUAACCAAAGGAAGGCGUGGUUGCGGGAUUGUAUUUGUGGCGUUUGACAAAAGAGUCCAUGAAAAUGAGGGGCAAACCAGUUUCAGGAAGAACCAUUCUUGUAAUAUGUAUUGCCAGCUUUCUGGCGGGUUCACUCUUUACUAGUCGGACAUGGACAUGGAGUAGUAUUCAUGACCAUUCUCAACCUCAGAUAUCCAUCAUCCCACAGCUCGAGUCAGUGACACAAGAUUGUGAUCAUAAGCGGAAAUUGGUUGAAGGAAAAUCUGGAGAUAUUAUGGGAGAAGUGGCAAAGACCCAUCAAGCCAUCCAGUCACUGGAUAAAACAAUUUCAACAUUGGAAAUGGAAUUAGCCGUAGCCCGUACAAGGCAAACCAACGGACAAGUUCCAAUAGAAAGAAAAUCUAAUCAGAAUCUACAAAAGGCUUUUGUUGUCGUUGGAAUUAAUACAGCUUUUAGUAGCAAGAAACGCCGAGACUCAGUUCGAGAAACAUGGAUGCCUAGGGGAGCCAAACUGAAAAAAUUGGAGAAGGACAAAGGGGUUGUUGUACGUUUCGUGAUUGGACACAGCGCCACCCCAGGUGGGGUUCUUGAUAGAGCAAUCGAUGCAGAAGAGGCUGAGCAUAAGGAUUUCCUUAGGCUCAAGCAUGUUGAGGGCUACCAUGAGCUAUCUACCAAGACCCGCUUGUAUUUUUCCACAGCUGUCUCUAUCUGGGAUGCUGAUUUCUACGUGAAGGUGGACGAUGACGUCCAUGUCAAUUUGGGUAUGCUAAUGAGUACACUCGCAAGGUACCGAUCGAAGCCCAGAAUUUAUAUUGGGUGUAUGAAGUCCGGCCCAGUUCUAUCUCAAAAGGGUGUGAGAUAUCACGAGCCAGAGUACUGGAAAUUCGGGGAAGAAGGGAACAAGUAUUUCAGGCAUGCCACUGGACAAAUCUAUGCCAUCUCCAAAGACCUUGCUGCCUACAUCUCAAUCAACUUGCCCAUAUUGCAUAGAUACGCAAAUGAGGACGUGUCACUGGGCUCCUGGUUCAUCGGAUUGGAAGUUGAACACGUAGAUGAGCAUUCCAUGUGCUGUGGGACACCUCCAGAUUGCGAAUGGAAGGUACGAAUGGGGAAUAUAUGCGCGGCAUCAUUCGAUUGGAAAUGCAGUGGAAUUUGCAAAUCAGUGGAAAGGAUGAAAGAUGUGCAUAACUCAUGUGGAGAAGGAGAUGGUGCUAUUUGGAACGUUGAUCUUUGAGCGAGAGAGAGAGAGAAGACACUAAACCCUUUCUUUGUUAUUCUGUCUUACUAGACUACUAGUUUAGUAAAGGUUACAUCUACGCCUUCUUUUUUUUUUUUUUUUUAUCAAUUAUCUUUUCUGUUAUAAUGGAAUAAGUUUGAGGGUCAUGCCUUUGUGCUAAUUUUGUGGA
Quercus robur (English oak) is the source of this 1460-nucleotide messenger RNA. RefSeq names its product probable beta-1,3-galactosyltransferase 8. The record is from RefSeq and is a predicted model, not a curated record. Gene Ontology annotation, cellular component: Golgi membrane. The transcript has 8 exons. Gene Ontology annotation, molecular function: hexosyltransferase activity. The coding region runs from base 113 to 1288 and encodes 391 amino acids. NCBI's taxonomy places the organism in Eukaryota, Viridiplantae, Streptophyta, Magnoliopsida, Fagales, Fagaceae.